UAUUUCAGUAGCUGAAACAAAGCCUCCCAGAGAACUCCCAUGGCAACCCUUACUCAGCAUUCCUCCCUGAACUGAGCCAAGCUCUCUGUUUGCUGGUAGAACCUGUUCUCCACCACUAUUCUGGUCUCCGCCAGAGAUUUAAACAUGGAGAUCAUGUCAAUAUGUUGGUCUUCAGGAAAAGGAAAGAAAGAAAGAAAAAGAAACACAGCGACAGGAACAAGACAGAAAGAAAGAAAGAAAAAGAAACACGGGGACAGAAAGAAGCUUGCAACGAUCCCUCUAUUUAAAUCAUCACCUCCCCCUUUCAGGUUCAAGUGUUCUUACUGAUGGAACAGGAGCUGAUAGCAGAUGAAGACAUCACUAGGACGUCUGGGCCUUCUGUGGCCGGCCUGGAGACGACGUACUCAGGGGGCAACGGCUUCUCUACCUCCUACAACAGCCAGCGCUGGCUCAACCUCUACCUGUCUGCCUGCAAGCUGCUGGACCUUGCCCUUGCCCUGCCCUCAGAGAGCCUCCCGCAGUUCCAGAUGUACCGCUGGGCCUUUGUCCCUGAGGCGUCGGACGACUCGGGGCUGGAGGUGCGGAGACAGGGUACACACCAGAGGGAGUUUAAGCCUUACGUGUUGCGACUGGCCAAACUACUGAGGAAACGAGCUAAGAAGAACCCGGAGGAGGACUGUUCCACUCGCACGCUGACGUGGGAGCCGGGCCACCUGAUGCUGACGCUGUACGUGAUCCGCAGCAUGGAGCAGCUCCUCCCCUUCUUCAACCUGCUCAGCCAGGUGUUCAACAGCAAGGCCGGCAGCCGCUACGGCCCCAGCCACGGCCCCGCCUCCAGCGACAGCCCCUUCUCCGGCAAGGACGGCAAGCUCGAGAGCCAGAAGGUCUUCUGGAGCCGCGCGCGGCAGAACAUCGAGGAGAUGGUGGAGAAGGACUUUCUGGAGGGCCUGAUCAAGACGUGACCGGACGUGACAUGACCUGACAUGACUUCACCACUAAACAAAAGGGACUCUUUCAGAACAUAAUAAGGGACAAGCUGUACAGAUUAUUCAAACCUCAGACUGGGAGAAAAAAAGGACAACAAGGAGAGUGAUUUCAAAAUCAAAAUAAUGAUCAAAUAAAGUUUGUAAAUUUUUUUGUUUUGUAUUUAUAAUGACUUGUAAUUUGUUCCUUUUUUAUUUCCAGAAGCGACCCUAUUUAACUUAAAUGACUUUGUUUCUACAUUGUGGAGCUGCUUUGACUACACUGAACUUGAGAGAUCUGUGAGCCCCAAGGGGCUGUGAAGUUUCUGUGUGCCAUUCCAUAUUGACGUGAUGUAUUCAAUUAUGACAAACCAAUAUUUCAUGAAAACAUACACAGGAAUCAUUAACAUUUCAGUAUGCAUCCAGUAACAUAGACAGUAGCCUGAUGAUCCUGCCACGGAACUGCACAUAAUUUAUGGAAACACAGCAUAUCAUUCCUAACCAAAUAUCGUUGAUAACGCAUUUCAGUGUCUGAAUUUAUCAAUGUUGCAAUAUAUUUUUGCUGUAGAGGGUUCUAUAUCUUCAGGAGCAUGGGAAGAGAAGGAGGGAGGAAAUUCUGAUUGAGAAACUCAUGGAAAAUACAGACCCUUUAGGUUCUCUGAUCAGUUCAUCAGGUCACAAUGCUGACACGUUUUUGAUGUAUGUUGAAAGAAAUCUUGUGUGGCUUGGAAUAAAAUAAUAAUAAAAAAAAAAAA
Clupea harengus (Atlantic herring) is the source of this 1717-nucleotide messenger RNA. It is a transcript of the gene dop1a, whose product is annotated as protein dopey-1-like. Gene Ontology annotation, cellular component: endosome; trans-Golgi network. The transcript is spliced from 4 exons. Gene Ontology annotation, biological process: Golgi to endosome transport. Lineage: Eukaryota; Metazoa; Chordata; Actinopteri; Clupeiformes; Clupeidae. The record is from RefSeq and is a predicted model, not a curated record. Bases 327 to 962 code for a protein of 211 amino acids.